Penicillium maclennaniae is the source of this 1452-nucleotide messenger RNA. RefSeq names its product cytochrome P450. Bases 1 to 1452 code for a protein of 483 amino acids. The record is from RefSeq and is a predicted model, not a curated record. The transcript is spliced from 5 exons. NCBI's taxonomy places the organism in Eukaryota, Fungi, Ascomycota, Eurotiomycetes, Eurotiales, Aspergillaceae. Gene Ontology annotation, molecular function: oxidoreductase activity, acting on paired donors, with incorporation or reduction of molecular oxygen; monooxygenase activity; iron ion binding.
AUGCUUCUUGAAUCUGCUUCAAUCUAUGUUCAGGAGAACUGGAUUCAAGUUAUUCUCACUUCGAUUGCACUCUUCUUUGCCUCUCAGACAUUUUACGCAGUCUUCCUUAACCCAAUCGCCAAAUAUCCAGGGCCAAAAUUCGCUGCCGCAUCACGGAUACCCCAACUCUACCACACCUUCAAAGGCGACCUGCUCCAAUGGAUCAAUAAACUCCACGUCAAGCACGGUGAUAUCGUUCGCGUCGCACCAGACGAGCUAAGCUAUGCCAGCGGAGAAGCCUGGAAAGGAAUCUACGGUCACGCUGCUGCCGGAAAGAAAGUCACCGAAAAGGACGCCCGAUUCUACGGCCCUUCUUUCAACGGAGCGUCAGAUAUCAUCCGCGCGAAUGGAACCGAUCACUCACGUUUCCGACGCAACUUCUCGCACGCCUUCUCUGAUCGUGCUCUUCGCGAUCAACAGCCGCUGAUCUGUCAGUACGUGGAUAUGUUGAUUGAGAGACUCAACAAGGAUAUCAAGCAGGAUCCCAAGAUGAAGGUCAACAUGGUUCGCAUGUUGAAUCUGACUACAUUUGAUAUUAUGGGUGAUUUGACAUUCGGUGCUUCCUUGGAUCUGUUGGCUGGCACUGGAAACUUGAACUGGGUUGCUGCCGUGUUCGUCAGUAUGAAGACCAAUGCUUUGCGCAGACUGGCUCGCUACUGGCCUGCGACUGCGUCUAUUGCUCGGAGCCUCAUUCCAGAGGAGUUGAAGCAGCAAAGCAUCUCUCACUACCAGGCUUCUCAGGCUCGUGUUGAUACACGAAUUGAUGUGAACCAAGCGUCGACCAAGCCUGAUAUCUGGGGUAUUGUGAUGAACCAGAAGCAGCAUCUGCGCCUUAGCCGUGAGGAGAUGUAUGCCAACUCGCAGGUCUUCAUGGUUGCUGGUACUGAGACUACCGCCACUGCGCUGAGUGGAAUCCUUUACCACCUGCUGAGGGACCCUGCCAAGAUGGACCUCAUUGUGAAGGAGAUUCUUGAGACUUUUGAGAAGGAGGAGGAUAUUGAUAUGCGAGCCCUGGAACACAUGACUUAUCUCAAUGCCUGCAUUGAGGAGGGCUUGCGCAUCUACCCCCCCAGUUCCUACCGUAUUCCUGGAAAGACCGCUGUUGCCGUUCAGCAAUGGGCUACCUUCCACAACCCCAAAAACUUCAGACUGCCAGACGAAUUCAUUCCUGAGCGUUGGAUCGGUGAUGAAUUUGCCAGUGAUAAUAAGGCAGCCUUCCAGCCAUUCUCAUUUGGCCCCCGCAACUGCCUUGGAAAGAAUCUGGCAUACCACGAAAUGCGCCUCAUUCUUUCGAAGAUGUUGUUCAACUUCGAGUUUUCUCUUCUUCCUGAGUCUAUUGGAUGGGAAAAUCAGAAGACUUUCUUCCUAUGGGAGAAGAACGAUUUGAUGGUUCAGCUGAAGAAGAGAAAUUAA